Messenger RNA from Linum trigynum, 483 nucleotides. The record is from the annotation of a GenBank genome assembly. Lineage: Eukaryota; Viridiplantae; Streptophyta; Magnoliopsida; Malpighiales; Linaceae.
AAAACUCCAAAAAAUCCCCUCUCUUGCGUCCUCCAAUCCUGAGCCGCCAUCACGGCGACCAUGCCGUCAACAGUCUCCUUAAGGGCGCCGUCGUGGACUACGUACAGCUCUUUCUUCGCAUCACAGAACCUCCCUCAACCAGCUGUCGACGCCGAAGAUUCAACGCCUGAGAGCAGCGCCGACGUGAAGAAGCCCACGUAUGGUACGGUAGUCGUAGCGAAACGAUUCCUUUUAUCUGGUUCGAAGAUCGCCGAGCUACGGGAGAAAAUAGGGUGCUUCCGUGGCCGGCAGAGGAUCGAGGCCACAAAAGAACCGCCGUCACAAAAGAAGAAGGCAACAAAUUAGGGUUUCAUUCUAGCGGUUAUGGCUGGCGGGGAAGCUGUGUGGAGCCAUGAGGAACACCGUCGUUGGUGGUGUCAGGUGUGGUGAUGAUUUGACGAUGGGAAGAUGGGCCGGCGUUGAGGAUAAAGGAUAAUCUUUGUA